CAAUCUGGGAGGUCAUACAGAUCAACAACAUAAAAGAAACCAACCACCCUUGAAAAAAAAUCCAGAAAAAAGAAAGCGAAAAGAAAGCAAAGAUGCCACUGGACUUUUAUUACAUGGACAUGUCCCCUCCUUGCCGAGCCGUGAUGCUCACUGCCAAGGCUGUGGGAGUCGACCUCAACCUAAAGCUCGUGAACAUCAUGACAGGCGACCAUAGGAAGCCAGAAUUCCUCAAGGUCAACCCGCAGCACAAGAUUCCCUUUUUGGUGGACGGCACUGUCAAGCUGUCUGAGAGCCGUGCCAUCUGCUCAUACUUGGCAUCUCAGUACGGCAAGGAUGACUCCUUCUAUCCCAAUAACCCAAAAGCACGAUGCAUUGUGGAUCAGAGGCUUUACUUCGACAUCGGGACCCUCUACCAGAAAUGGGCUGAUUAUGCUUACCCUGGCUUAAGAGGGCAGCCAAUCAACCACUCCCUGCUUGAGGGCAUUCAUGAGGCUCUCUCAUUUUUGAAUGCCAACCUCAUGGACUUUCCUUGGGCAGCAGGAAACAAGAUUACAGUUGCUGACUUCAGCCUGGUGGCCACCAUAUCGUCCAUGGAGGCUGCUGGUGUAAACCUAGAGCAGCAUCCCCGCAUUGUGCAGUGGCUGAAGAGGUGCAAGACAAAGAUGGUCGGCUACCAGGAGGCGAACGAGGUUGGGGCUCAGAAGUUUGGGGACAUUCUGAAGGGCAUGCUUGCACCCCCAGCACCUGAAAAGAAGGAAGAGGAGAAGGCAGAAGAGAAGAAAGAGGAGAAG
Penaeus vannamei (Pacific white shrimp) is the source of this 791-nucleotide messenger RNA. The record is from RefSeq and is a predicted model, not a curated record. NCBI's taxonomy places the organism in Eukaryota, Metazoa, Arthropoda, Malacostraca, Decapoda, Penaeidae.